CAUAGAGAGGCGAAACCUAACCUCAUUCCUUUCCGGAGAUGGCGGCACUGAGGUCAGUCUCCCAACGAGCCAAAACCAUCCACAGUCUCUUCACACGUCAUUAUUCCCAAUCAUCAUCUUCAACACCACAACAACAAAUCAACGAUAUCUCACGCAUCCUCAGCGACUACCGAAGCCCCCGACACGACAUCGUUUCAGCUCUAACCCCAUUUUCCCAAACUAUAACCGCCGACUUAGUCGAACAAGUUCUCAAACGUUGCAACAAUUUAGGAUUCUCAGCUCACAGGUUCUUUAUCUGGGCUAAAGAUUUACCUAAUUUUACCCCCAGUAAAAGCAGUUACCAAAUUUUGAUUGAUAUUUUAGGUAGAAGUAAACAGUUUCCAUUAGUUUGGGACUUUAUUAGCGAAAUGAAACAGACCAAUUCAUGUGAGAUUGAUAAUGUUAUGUUUUGGAAUGUUUUUAGUGCUUAUAGUAAAGCUAAUUUGCCUUUAGAUGCUAUUAGGGCUUUUAAUAACAUGAUCGAUUACGGCGUCAAACCGACUGUUGACGAUUUGGAUCAGCUGCUGUACGUGCUUUGUAAAAGGAAGCAUGUCAGGGAAGCGCAGUUGUUUUUCGAUAAAGUUAAGCACGAGUUUAGUCCUAGUGUGAAAACUUUUAGUAUUUUAGUGAGGGGAUGGGGGUUUUUGGGCGUGUCGAAAGAAGCGCAAAAGGUGUUUGAUGAAAUGCUUGUGAGAGGAUGCUGUGUGGACGUGCAUGCUUAUAAUAGUAUUCUGGAGUCGUUGUGUAAAGGAGGGAAUGUUGAUGAAGCUCAUAAGUUGUUUCGUGAUAUGAGGCCGAAAGGGCUUGAACCUGACGCGUUUACUUAUUCCAUUUUUAUUCAUGCUGCUUGUGAUGCUAAUGACAUACAUUCUGCUUUUCGGGUUCUUGAUAGGAUGAAACGCUAUAGUCUAGUUCCAAAUGUGUUUACAUAUAAUUCUAUUAUUAAUAGAUUGUGUAAGAACGAUAAAGUUGAUGAAGCGUAUGAGCUUUUAGAUGAAAUGAUUGAUCAAAAAUUGAUACCAGACGUGUGGAGUUAUAACGCUAUCUUAGCUUUUCAUUGUAACCGGUUGGAAGUUAACUUGGCUACUAAAUUGGUAUCUAGAAUGGAUACGGAUUCUUGUGACCCUGAUCGGCAUACAUAUAAUAUGCUGCUUAAGAUGUUGAUUCGAGUAGGGCGUUUUGAUAGAGUCACGAGCUUAUGGGAGAAGAUGGAAAAAAGUAGUUUCCAUCCUUCAGCUUCAACUUAUGCGGUCAUGGUUCAUGGUUUAUGUCGUAAGAGAGGGAAGCUGGAGGAUGCAUGUAGGUAUUUUGAAAUGAUGGUUGAUGAUGGUAUACCACCUUAUUCUUCAACUUGUGAACUUUUGAGGAACAAAAUUAUAGGAUUAGGGUUUCCAGAGCAAGUAGAGAUACUUGCAGGUAAGAUGGAAAGAAGCACUUCUUGUGCUAUACAAGAUCUUUCUGGCAUUAUGAGAGGCAAUAGGAAGAAUAUCAAGUUGAUGAAGGAAGAAGAUAAUUCGGAAGAGAGCGAUUAUUGACCAAGCAAUACUGUUGUCUUUUUGUAGUUCAUUGUGCAAUAUUUAGACUUUAAAGGGAUUUGAAUUCUUGGUUAUCAAGUUAUCUUGAAAGUUAGAGGGAUUUGAAUUCUUGGUUUUCAGUGUUUAAACCAUUUGGAAAAGUUCAGGUAGACAAAUAUGUGUUUAUGGGUCAACCUAGCCCAGGCAAAAGAAAUUUGUUUCAGCAAAGACUGAAUUUGACCCGUUACCCCACCCGGCCAUUUUACCACGUCUAAAAUUCUUGUUUUGAACUUGUGAAAUCUUGCUAAUUUCAGUACUAUACAAAGGCAACGAUUUGUCAAGCAUGUUAUGGUUGGUAAUCUAAAAUCGAUGUGAAUAAUGAGGAGUCUCUUUGCACUUGGGUCUUGAAAACUAUGGACUGAAGAAACGGCCCAUCUUUGGAGAUUUAUAUCAAGCUCGUUUUUCCAACAAACACGAGCACUGUUUUAGCAGCCGAAGAUAGGAUUGUGGAAGUUGAAUGAUUAACCUCUAUUUACACAAAGUGUUGUUAUAAAUCUGCCUCUUGAGAUGUGAAGACAGAUUAUGAGUUUGGCAUGGUAACAUGAAAGCUGCACUAGAUUGUCAUGUAUGGAUUAAAAGCUAUUAUUAUGUGCUUGAAGUAUGUUUAUAAUGUGUUAAGAUGGUGGCAUAGUUACAGUGGGUCUCGAAGUAGCUAAGUUCUUUCUGAUGGGGUUAGAAAUAAGGAGUUGAUGAAACAGUUGAGCAAGGCUCUAGAGUUGGUUUCAUAAUGCGUAGAGGUUUCACUUGUAGGGUUACUUUUGUGACAUCAAAUUGUACUUUUGUUUAUUCUUUUGAUUGAUGUUACCAUGUAAGAAAAGAAUUAGAGUAUUUUGACAAGACUUAAAGUCUUAGAUAUUUUGAAAUAUCGAUUUUAGGGUAUUAAGAAGCCAUUAGGACACAAACCUUUUUCUUUUUAA
Molecule: messenger RNA, 2530 nt
Organism: Erigeron canadensis
Lineage: Eukaryota; Viridiplantae; Streptophyta; Magnoliopsida; Asterales; Asteraceae
Product: pentatricopeptide repeat-containing protein At1g52640, mitochondrial
Exons: 2
Coding region: 39-1574 (511 amino acids)
Molecular function (GO): protein binding
Source: RefSeq, a predicted model, not a curated record